Messenger RNA from Sphaeramia orbicularis (orbiculate cardinalfish), 6852 nucleotides. Its product is annotated as protein piccolo-like. Gene Ontology annotation, biological process: presynaptic active zone assembly; protein localization to synapse. Gene Ontology annotation, cellular component: cytoskeleton of presynaptic active zone; GABA-ergic synapse; axon. The record is from RefSeq and is a predicted model, not a curated record. The coding region runs from base 386 to 6733 and encodes 2115 amino acids. The transcript is spliced from 9 exons. NCBI's taxonomy places the organism in Eukaryota, Metazoa, Chordata, Actinopteri, Kurtiformes, Apogonidae. Gene Ontology annotation, molecular function: structural constituent of presynaptic active zone; metal ion binding.
CUGAUCGCUCUCUAUCUGCUGCCCUGUGCCCUCCAUCCCUCGGCGAUCAGACAGGCACGGACAGGGGAUAUCCGAGGAGGUUUGGGCGAGGAUGGGGAGACACAUCUGCCGUUGCUGAAGGAAGUCUGAUGUAGACGCUGAGCCAGAGGAGAGCCCAGGCAGCAGCAGCAGCAGCAGCAGUAGCAGCAGCAGCAGUGGGGCUGUAAAUGCCCUGUCCACAGCUCCGGCCCCCCCUCAGGCCUCUGCAGGAGAGCCAGGACAGAGAGGAGACAGCUCCUGCUCCGACUCUGAUAGUCCUGUAGAUUCCAGCUCCUGCGAGGAGGAGGAGGAGGAGGAGGAGGAAGAAGACGAGGAGGAGGAGGACGAGGAGGAGGAAGACCCUGCAAUGUUCUCCUCUAAGUUCCUUAGUGGGGCCAACCCCCUCAGUGCUGUUUCCUCUGCUGUGAAUAAAUUUGGUAUAUUUGGAGAUGAUGGGGAUGGGGAUAAAAAUCAAAAACCACCUCCGCAGCAGGGAGUGAAGCCUCCUGGAGACCAGCAGCCAGGAGGAGGCCCUGGCAAAAGUCCUCAACAACAGCAGAGACGCCAGACUUCAGGCCAGCCCCCACCUACUCAACAGAAACAAGGAACACCACAGAAUGGCCAAGCUGGGCCUCAAAACAAGCCUGGAGGCCAGCAAGUUGCUGCAAAGGAAGAAGGUAAACAGCCUGGCAGCCAGAUUAAAGGAGGGCCACAAAAUAAUCAGCCAAAGGGACCACCACAGCAAGGUUCACCUAAGCCUGGAGCUCAACAGCAGAAUGUGACUAAGAGUGGAGCACAACCUGAAUCUGCAAAGGGACCACAACAACAGGCUCAAUCUAAGACAGGGAUGCAACAACAAGGUCCUGCUAAGACUGAUCCACAACAAAAAGAACCCAUAAAGACUGGGGUGCAAGGGUCACCAAAGGCUGUGCCACAAAAAUCUGGAUCACAGCAAGGCUCGCCUAAAGCAGGACAGCAGCCGCAGGGCUCACCAAGAACUGGACAACAGCCGCAGGGAUCACCAAGAACUGGACAGCAGCCGCAGGGAUCACCAAGAACUGGACAGCAACAGCAGGGGACUGGUAAACUUUUACAACAACAACCACAGGGCUCACCGAAGGCUGGGCAACAGCAGCAAGGCCUCAGGACUACACCCCAGCAGUCUUCGGAGAAAGGCCCUAAAGGCCCUGGAACACCUGGUCAAUCCAGGGCAGGAUCUUCAUCACCUGGAGUGACAAAAGCUGGAUCUCAGGCAAAAGCAGUAGCUAAGACCCUCUGUCCAGUGUGUAGUACAACAGAACUCAAUACGCACACCAAAGAACCACCUAAUUAUAAAACCUGCACACAGUGUAAAUCUGAAGUGUGCAGCUUGUGCGGUUUCAGCCCUCCAGACUCUGAUGGACGUGAGUGGCUUUGUCUUACCUGCCAGAUACAGAGAGCUCAAGGAGCUGCUGAGCCAUCAGGACCCCCAAUGAAAAAGGCAGCUUCCCCUGCACCUGCAAAAAAAGAGAUUUCAGCACCAGGUUCACCUCACAAAAUGCAGCCUGACAAGGCUCAAGCAGUAAAAGGACCAGAAAGUCAAAAACAAGUUACCACAACUUCAGGGUCUCAGAAACCAGGGCAGAGCCCUCAACCUGGACGCAAACAAAGUAGCACCACCGCCACUCCCCCACAGCAGUCAGGAGGUUUAUUUGGCUUUGGUGGUGUGAAAGCUGAACCUGCCAAGUCUGAAGAGUCAGUGACUGGGAAGAUGUUUGGUUUUGGCUCUUCUAUUUUCAGUUCUGCAUCUACUUUGAUAGCUUCAGCUGUUCAGGAUGAGCCUAAAACACCACCGGUCUCUCCAAAAAUGCAACCAGCAAAAGAGACGAAAACCCCUACUAGCCAAAAGUCAGAGCAGGAGAAGAAACAAGACCAACCCCAGCAGGCAAAAGCCCACGCACCAGGACAGACCAAAGUGGACAAAGUUGAGACUCAGAAGGAAGCAACAGCUUCUAAUGCUCCUAAAGGUGCCCAAUCCACUUGUCCACUGUGUAAGGUGGCGCUCAAUGUGGGCACAAAGAACCCUCCCAACUACAACACCUGCACUGAAUGCAAGAGCACUGUCUGCAACCAGUGUGGAUUUAACCCAAUGCCAAAUGUUAAAGAGGGGAAGGAGUGGCUUUGUCUAAGCUGCCAGGUGAAACGUGCUUCUGGAGGAUUUGAACCGCAAAAUGAGGCAUCUUUGGUCAGUUCAUCUAUAAAAAAGACCACCCCAGCACAACCCAUACCACAAAAGACUUCUGCACCAGGCUCGCCUCAGAGGAAAGCACAGCCAUCUAAGGUUGAAGAUACUAAAGGACCAGACCGAGACAGUCGUAAAGAGACCAGCCCUGCUACUACUCAGAAAAAGCCUCAGGAGAGCCAAAUGACAGGUCCCCAUAAACAGCCAGACCAGACAAGUCAGACAGCACAAAGCCAAAGAAAUGCCACUCCAGUGUCACAGCAAGAGACAGGAGGCUUCUUUGGUUUUGGUGGUUCUAAAACUCAGGCUGAAGCUGCAAAGCCUGCAGAGUCGGUGACAGGGAAGAUGUUCGGCUUUGGAUCAUCAUUCCUCAGUUCUGCCUCCACUUUCAUUGCCUCUGGUGCUCAGGAAGAGCCCAAAGUUACACCACCAGUUUCUCCCAAAAUGUCUGCUGCAAAAGACUCUAAAUCCCCCACUGCCAAGAAACCAGAGCAAGAGAAGAAACCUGAGCAACCCCAACAAACCAAGGGACUUCCAUCAGUACAGCCAAAAAUCAACAAACCUCCAUCAGAGCCUCCACAGAAAGGAUCAGCUUCUCCUGUUGUUUCUAAAACAGGCCAACAUGUCUGUCCUCUAUGUAAACUGGAACUCAAUAUUGGCUCUAAAGAUCCUCCAAACUACAGUACUUGUACUGAGUGCAAAAACAUUGUCUGUAACCAAUGUGGAUUUAACCCUAUGCCAAAUGUUAAGGAGGUGAAGGAGUGGUUGUGCCUCAACUGCCAGAUGCAGAGAGCACUAGGAGCAUCUGAACCUCCAGGAACCCCUAUGAUGAAACAACAGGCCUCGUCAAAUAAAGUCUCAGCCCCUGUUAAUGCUGUAAAAACAGAAACUCCGCCACAGGAUAAACCACUAAAGAAAGACAUUUCAGCGCCUUCUGAAUCUCAGCUAAAGGGGGCCUCCACACCAGCCUCCCCCAAGAAUAAACCAUUAACACCAGGUCAGCAGCCGGCAAAGGCUGAAGUUCCUAAAGGACCAGAAAAUCAGAAGCAGGCUAGUCCAGCUCCAGGACAGAAAACACCUCAAGAGAUUCGGAAGACAACUCCUCAGAAACCACUAGAGCAGACAGGUCCUGCUGGAAGGAAGAGUUCUACUAUUUCAGCAACACAAGAGGAAUCAGGAGGGCUCUUUGGAUUUGGUGGUCCGAAAACUCAGCCUGAAGCCACAAAGCCUGGUGAAUCAUUAGGUGGGAAGAUGUUUGGAUUUGGUUCUUCCAUCUUUAGUUCUGCUUCCACUUUAAUUAACUCAGCCGUCCAGGAUGAAUCCAAAAAAACACCACCAGUAUCUCCCAAAAUGCCUGCUGCCAAGUCAACCACAUCACCUGUUGCUCAGAAAAAAGACCAAGAGAAGAAACAAGUUCAACAACCAAUUACAUCUCCACAUCUCCAAGCCAAAUCAGAAAAAGCUCCAUCACAGCCUCCAAAGGACAAAACUGCUUCCCCAGCUGCUCCCAAGCCACGCCAGUCUACAUGUCCACUCUGCAAGGUGGAACUAAAUUUUGGCUCUAAGGAUCCUCCAAACUAUAACACCUGCACUGAAUGCAAAGAAACAGUCUGCAACCAGUGUGGAUUUAAUCCAAUGCCAAAUAUGUCUGAGGUGAAAGAAUGGUUAUGUCUGAACUGUCAAAUGCAAAGAGCUCUUGGUGCAUCUGAGCCUCAAGAACCUCCUAUGAAAUCACAAAAUGCUAAUAAGACAGCCAAUAAGACUUCUCCAGCUACUGCACAACAAAAGAUAUCAGCCCCUAUGGUUGAAAGUUUAAAAACUGAAACAUCAAAAACAGAGGCACCUCCAAAAACAGAAACAUCAGAUACAUUGAAACAGAAAGAGAGUUCCACAGUUCAUCAGAAGACUCCUCAGGAUAUCCAAAAGACAUCAGGGUCUCAGAAACCAACUGACCAGGCAAGUCAGCCUAAUAUAAAACAGAGCAAAGUUACCCCAGAUACAGAGCAGGAGUCAGCAAAACUCUCUGGGUCAAGUGGACCUAAAACAGCACCUGAUUCUUCAAAAACAACAGAGUCGGUGACUGGGAAGAUGUUUGGCUUUGGUUCCUCCAUAUUCAGCUCAGCAUCCACCUUGAUAACAUCUGCUGUUCAAGAGGAAUCACGUACAACACCACCAGGUUCUCGAAAGAUGUCUGCACCAGCACAAGUCUCCCCUAAGAUGACCCCUGUUCCCAAAGCCUCCCCAAAAAGUACACCAACAGUUUCACCCAAGAUGUCACCAGCAAGAGAGCCCAAAACUGCUCCAAAACCAGAGCCGGAAAAGAAACCAAUCCAAUCACAAGAGGGAAAAGAAAAUAAAGCUCCAUCACAGCCAGAAAAGACUCCUCCCAUUGCAGACAAAACAUCUUGUCCAUUAUGCAAUGACAAGCUCAAUAUCAACUCCAAAGACCCUCCCAACUACAGCACCUGCACUGAGUGCAAGACCAUUGUUUGUAAUCAAUGUGGAUUUAAUCCCAUGCCUAUGGGAGAGGUUAAAGAGUGGCUCUGUCUGAACUGCCAAAUGAAGAGAGCAGUGGCAGCAUCUGAGCCUCCAGGGCCUCCAACACUGAAGUCCCAGACAUCACCUAUCAAAGUUCCUACUCCUGCUGCUGUCCAGAAGACAGAUUCUGCCAAACCAGCUACACCUCAACAGGACACUCCAGAGUCUGCAUUACAAAAGAAGGAAACCUCACAAUCACCUCAGAGGAAAAAGUCUGUUUCAGCUGUACAACAGAGCAGUCCAGCACCAGAUCAUAAAACAAUACAGCAGAGACCUCAGAAAACUCCUGAUCCUGGAGGUCAACCUGCACGGAAGCAGAGUAAUGCAUCUGCAGGUACACAGCAAGAAUCCGGAGGCUUCUUUGGGUUUGGUGGUCCUAAAUCUCAGAUGGAUACCACAAAGCCAGCAGAGUCAGUUUCUGGGAAAAUGUUUGGUUUUGGUUCAUCUAUUUUCAGCUCUGCAUCCACUUUAAUUACCUCAGCUGUUCAGGAUCAGCCAAAGACAACUCCUCCUGUUUCCCCAAAAAUGUCUCCUGCAAAAGAGAUGAAAUCCCCAGCUACCCAGAAAGCAGAACAGCAGAAGAAACCAGAGGCAGCCCAGCAGACAAAGACCCCUCCACUAGGACAGGCCAAAGUGGACAAAACACCACUGGAGCCUACAAAGACCCAGGCAGCUUCUCGAGCAGUCGUCAAACCAGGGCAGUCCACCUGUCCACUUUGCAAGACUGGACUAAACAUAAAUUCAAAGGAUCCACCCAACUACAACACCUGCACAGAAUGCAAGAACACUGUGUGUAACCAGUGUGGAUUUAAUCCUACACCAAAUGAUACAACGGUCAAGGAGUGGUUGUGUCUUACCUGCCAGAUGCAGCGGGCACUAGGAGCAACGCAGGGUCCAGGAGCUCCCUCUGUUAACCCUCAGAUACCCGAAAAAUCCCCAAAGAAAGAUAUCACAAGCUCAGCUGCACCUGAAAAGAAAGACUUGUCAGCAUUACCUUUGGAUCAGAAGAAACCUUUGACUACAGUAGAGCAAGCAGCUCAGAAGACAGAAGGUCAGAAACAGACCAGCCCAAUUCCUCAGAAAAUGUCACAAGAGCCUGGCCUUAACAAAUCACCAGACCAGAUGAGGCCAACUGAAACUAAGCAGAGUAAACCACAGACACAGCAAGACUCAGGGGGCAUAUUUGGCUUUGGUGGUGGUAAAAAGACUGAUACUGCAAAACCAGAUGAGCCAAUGACUGGGAAAAUGUUUGGUUUUGGUUCAUCCAUUUUCAGUUCUGCAUCCACUUUGAUUACCUCUGCUGUUCAGGACCAGAACAAGACAACUCCACCAGUUUCUCCCAAGAUGUCUCCAGCUAAGGACAUGAAAUCACCAGCUGCCCAGAAGAAAGAACAAGACAAAAAACCAGAACAACCUCAGCAGACCAAGACUCCCCCUAUGACAAAAAUGGACAAAGCCCCUUCAGAGCCUGCAAAGGCUAAAAUGGUUUCUCAAGAAGCUGUUAAACCAGGGCAAUCCACUUGUCCACUCUGUAAGGUUGAACUCAACAUGGGCUCCAAGGAUCCACCUAAUUACAGCAUUUGCACAGAAUGCAAGAACACUGUCUGUAACCAGUGUGGAUUUAACUCCCUGCCAAAUGUGUCCGAAGUGAAAAACGGAGUGGUUGUGUCUGACAUGUCAGAUGCAAAGAGCUCUCAAAGCAUCAGAAGCAGUGCAGCCAUCACCGAUGAAACCUCAUGCAUCACCCAACAAAGUUUCAACACCUGCUACUGCUCUAAAAGACACCAGUGCAAAUCAAAAGAAAGAUAUUACCUCUGUCCAAAAAGCAGAACUACCAGAAGAAAACAAGAAGGACACCUUACUGCAAAAGACAGAGGAAACAGAUGUAACCCAAACAUUAACGUCUUCUGCGGUUUCUGCACCAGACACCACAACCUCUGUUUCAGCCCUGGUUAAAAAGGACAUAAGUGGUUCAGUAUCUACCAAAGAGGUUCCAACUGCGCAAGCCACAAACAAAGCAGUUGGAGCUUCGCCUACACCCCCCCUUGAAACAGGUAUUGAAACCUCUCUUCAGA